AUGAACUCUCAACUACCUAUAACUGAUCCCCAAGAUCCCAUCUUUAAAAACAAAUCUACAGAGGGAUACGUGCCUAGCGACGAAGAUGAAGUCAAGCCUGUUAAGCGUUCUGGAAGGAGAAAGAUCAAGAUUGAAUAUAUUGGAGAUAAAAAUAGAAGGAAUAUUACUUUUUCAAAGCGUAAGGCUGGUAUUAUGAAGAAGGCUUAUGAGCUCAGUACACUGACGGGUACCCAGGUCUUAUUGCUCGUUGUCUCUGAAACUGGUCUUGUCUAUACUUUCACAACUGUCAAGCUUCAGCCUAUUGUAACAAAACCUGAAGGAAAGAAUCUAAUUCAGGCCUGUUUGAAUACUCCUGACCUAGGUCAAGAUGAAGAGCACGCUUCUUAUGGCCAAUCAGCAUCAGGUGAGGACACAGCCGCAAAAUUGAAAGAUAAGGGCUCCAAGAGAACCGAACCUACUUAUACACCCUAUCAACCACCAUCCUAUGACUCACCAAAUACUGCAGAGAUACCUAAGCCAUCCCUUACCAAUGCUAUUCCUGUUUCAGCAUCAAAUACCUCCAACCCAAAUACUGUUGGUAGCAUUCCUCCUAUGAAUGCGGGUCCAUAUGGCUACAUGGGCUACUCUCAACAGCCACAAAAGCCUAUGCAACAUCAUCAUCAUCAUCAUCAUCAACAACAGCAACAGCAACAGCCAUUCAGUCAGUUACCACCAGUUCCCAACUUCAAUGCAGGAUACUGGCAUGGUGAAAGGAAGCAAAACUAA
Messenger RNA from Rhizopus microsporus ATCC 52813, 765 nucleotides. Its product is annotated as SRF-TF-domain-containing protein. Gene Ontology annotation, molecular function: protein dimerization activity; DNA-binding transcription factor activity, RNA polymerase II-specific; RNA polymerase II cis-regulatory region sequence-specific DNA binding. Gene Ontology annotation, biological process: positive regulation of transcription by RNA polymerase II. NCBI's taxonomy places the organism in Eukaryota, Fungi, Mucoromycota, Mucoromycetes, Mucorales, Rhizopodaceae. The transcript is spliced from 2 exons. The record is from RefSeq and is a predicted model, not a curated record. The coding region runs from base 1 to 765 and encodes 254 amino acids.